This is a messenger RNA of Hyphopichia burtonii NRRL Y-1933, 590 nucleotides long. RefSeq lists its product as uncharacterized. The record is from RefSeq and is a predicted model, not a curated record. NCBI's taxonomy places the organism in Eukaryota, Fungi, Ascomycota, Pichiomycetes, Serinales, Debaryomycetaceae. The transcript has a single exon. The coding region runs from base 276 to 536 and encodes 86 amino acids.
UCACCAAAGGUUUGAGUGAAAAAGGAUAAUAAAAGGUGUUUUGUCCAGGAGUUCUCAUAAACUUUCAUAAUUCACUAAUAAUCGAGAGUUGAAUAAAGACUCACUUUGCGAGGAGAGAAUAACCAGAAACCUCCUUUAAUUUUUUUCAUUCAGAAAAGAAAGCUCAUCAGUUGUUUAUCUUAAGCAAAAGAAGAUAAUAUCCUACCUUACGAAGAGUACCCUGACGACUUGAACGAAACUUGGAUGAACCACAGAGUGCCUAAUGGGAUAUCAACAUGGCUAACUUUAACUUCAAUCCAUCAACUACCAAUAUCAACCUAAGGCUGGGUUUCUUUAAUAAAAUUCUGCUACGAGCAGUCUAUCGUAUUUGCGAGAAUCUUUUUCUUAAAGGAAAUUACCAAACGCUGGCAUCGGCAAUGAAUAUACUACUCUUGGUGGUCUUAUUCACUCAAAUUAAUCUCACAUCCUUUUUCCGUGUUAAUAACCUCUUUCAAAUUUGUAUUUUUCUGUCUUUUUGCAUAUUUAAGACUCGUUGAGUACAAAUCUCACCGAUUUGGUAUAAAAUUGCACCCAAAUCUCAACCAAUUCGC